Messenger RNA from Owenia fusiformis, 1126 nucleotides. The record is from the annotation of a GenBank genome assembly. Lineage: Eukaryota; Metazoa; Annelida; Polychaeta; Sabellida; Oweniidae.
CUGUAUGAAUUUUUCAAAUUUUGAUCUCAUUUUAGUUUUGUGAUUGAAAAAUAGUAUUCAAUAUUGAAUAACCCCAUCACUAUUAUACAGGUAGUAAAUUAUCCUUUGGUAUAUUUCAUUAAUACAAAUGUAUAGUUCCUAUGUCAUCAAUCAAAGAAUGUAAGAAAGCCUCAAGGUACAUGCCCAAGCUCUAAUACUAGUAUGUAUAUAUUAAAAAUUAAAAAAAAUUAACCAAUUAUGACAUAUGAUAUUAGUUCAUGAAUAACCUAGGGUAGUUUCAAAGUUAACUGUUCAAAGUGUUCAAUUAAUAACAUGUAAUUAGAUGACACAUUGUUUAUGAGCUAGUGGUAUACAUAUACAUACUUAUAUAGUGCAGUCUUAUCAUAGUGUGUGCGUGGCUGAAGUUAUUAAGGUAAGGUCUGUCAUUUUCCCAUGUCCCCUGCAUAAAGGUUCAAGUUUUUUACAAAAUAUGUAGAUAGCCAUAAAAAAUAUUCAUAAUUUUUGGUAGAGUUGUCUUAAUGCUAGAAUUAUUCAAUAUAUGUAGGAUUAUCAGGAGUUAAACAUAUAAUGCCCAAGACUGGAAUUAGGAUUAAAUUUUUCGAUAAAUUUCAAGUCAUAAAAGGGCUACUUCAUAUUCAACCACGUUCUUUAUCACACGCAUACAAUCAAAUGUGUACAUACUGAUUAAGACCUAGAAAGGUUUCUUCAACUUUUGAUCUGCUUUCAACAACAUAAAAAUUGCUAAACAAUUCAAUCAUUUUUCUGAAUAUACAUAUAAAUCAUGGCUGAAUUACCAGAUGGUAUGCCCAAUAUUAGUGAUGAACAAUUGCAGAAGCUUAUGGAUCAGUUGAAAGAGAUGACUGAAGAGGCUGAGGCAGGAGGCAGCAUCCCUGGGGGCACACCACCACCCAUCGGUCGAUCCACAUAUGGUGUGAUGGGCUAUGAUAAUAUGUACUUAUUCUUCACGGCCAUUGUCAUUCCAGCUGCUGUCAUAGGUAACCAUGGUGGUGUAACAUAUGGUGGUGUUUCAGUAGUUAAGUUUCUUAACAAUUUAUUGCUUGGCAAUGAAAUAAAAUGUAUAAAUGGUAAUGAUUUGGUACACAUGCUUACCUGGUUCACAUUUUGA